This is a messenger RNA of Drosophila persimilis, 946 nucleotides long. It is a transcript of the gene 14-3-3epsilon, whose product is annotated as 14-3-3 protein epsilon. NCBI's taxonomy places the organism in Eukaryota, Metazoa, Arthropoda, Insecta, Diptera, Drosophilidae. Bases 68 to 856 code for a protein of 262 amino acids. Gene Ontology annotation, biological process: signal transduction. The record is from RefSeq and is a predicted model, not a curated record. The transcript is spliced from 4 exons. Gene Ontology annotation, cellular component: cytoplasm.
CGCACGUACCGGGAGCAUUUAAAUAAUUUUUUCUGUGGAUUAAUUUAACUAAAAAGGAUUAAACAUCAUGACUGAACGCGAGAACAAUGUGUACAAGGCAAAAUUGGCUGAGCAGGCCGAGCGCUACGAUGAAAUGGUCGAGGCCAUGAAGAAGGUCGCUUCCAUGGACGUCGAGCUGACUGUCGAGGAGCGUAACUUGCUGUCCGUCGCAUACAAGAAUGUGAUCGGAGCCCGACGUGCUUCAUGGCGUAUCAUCACCUCGAUCGAGCAGAAGGAGGAGAACAAGGGGGCCGAGGAGAAGCUGGAGAUGAUCAAAACCUACCGCGGCCAGGUGGAGAAGGAGCUGCGCGACAUCUGUUCGGACAUACUGAAUGUGCUCGAGAAACAUCUCAUUCCAUGCGCCACAUCCGGCGAAAGCAAAGUAUUCUACUAUAAGAUGAAGGGUGACUACCAUCGCUAUUUGGCCGAGUUCGCCACCGGCUCGGACCGCAAGGAUGCGGCAGAGAACUCGCUGAUUGCCUACAAGGCAGCUAGCGACAUUGCCAUGAACGAUCUGCCCCCAACACACCCCAUUCGCUUGGGCUUGGCAUUGAACUUCUCGGUGUUCUACUACGAAAUUCUCAACUCGCCGGAUCGUGCAUGCCGCUUGGCGAAAGCCGCUUUCGACGAUGCCAUUGCCGAGUUGGAUACACUGAGCGAAGAGAGCUACAAAGACUCGACACUCAUCAUGCAGCUUCUGCGCGACAACCUCACAUUAUGGACGUCCGAUAUGCAGGCAGAAGAAGUAGACCCCAACGCAGGUGAUGGCGAGCCGAAGGAGCAAAUUCAGGAUGUUGAGGAUCAGGAUGUGUCGUAAUUUAAGUAAACCCCCGCCCUUCCAUUUAAAACACAUAAUAUACCUUCUAAAGUAAAUAUAAUACCAUAUAAUAUAUAUGCAUACAUCAAA